This is a messenger RNA of Sitodiplosis mosellana (orange wheat blossom midge), 3778 nucleotides long. Its product is annotated as peptidoglycan-recognition protein LC-like. The record is from RefSeq and is a predicted model, not a curated record. The transcript is spliced from 13 exons. Gene Ontology annotation, molecular function: N-acetylmuramoyl-L-alanine amidase activity; zinc ion binding. The coding region runs from base 1063 to 3258 and encodes 731 amino acids. Gene Ontology annotation, biological process: peptidoglycan catabolic process. Lineage: Eukaryota; Metazoa; Arthropoda; Insecta; Diptera; Cecidomyiidae.
UAUCGAGUGCGCUAUUAUCGAAGGCAUUUAUUAUUACGAUCACGGCUCUAUUCAAUGAGAUGACAGAAAAAAAAACGUUUUAUGAUUUUUUUAUCGUAUCUAACCAAUUUUCAUGGCACUUUCGACUUUAAUAAUUUAUAAUCGAUGACGGUAAAUAUUUUCGGGUGCGAAAAAAGUCCACCAAAUUAUUGGCAAGUAGAACAAUAAUCAAAAUGUGUGUGUGUAUGAGUUUGAAAUUGCAGUCGGGGCUAAUAAGUAUUGAGCUUAGACAAAUAAGUAAAGGUGUAUUCUGGCAUUUAAAUUUAAAAAAAAAAACUGAUUCUUAGAACGAACACAAUUGGGCAUUGUAUUUGUAAUCUCGCUCGCUCGCUCGCACUGUCAACUUGUUUAUCUCGUUUUUGCCAAAUACAUACAUUCAUCCGUAGGUAUAUGUAUAAUACAUACAAUAAUAUUCAUGAGCUACGCACAGUGUAUGUACGAAUGGCAAAGAUUAACAAAAUACCAUGAUCAGUAGCUUUGUUGUCGAGCACAAGCAAACGUUGUGUGUGCGUUCAUUGUUUCAUCAGGUUCGAUUAGCGUUUGAUUAAAAUUUCAUUUUUGUGUUCGGGUAUCUCUCGGUUCUGCUCUGCUCAUUCCCAACAAAUGUUGUGUAAACUGUUAAAUUAUAUAUAUGUGAUUGAAACUCGGUGGAAAUUUUUCGAACGAUUUGAUAUCAAGUGAAUAGAACAAAGACAAAAAAAAAAACACUUAGUCGUUUGUAUAAGAGGUUUAAAACAAAAAUGGAUUUUCAUGUUAUCAAACCGUUGAGUUUCCAUUUGGACGGAUGUUUGCACUCCCAAAAUUGAUUUUCAAGUCAAGAAAAAAAAAAUGCUGUGUUGUCAAGGCAAUGAUCAGACGAAAUCCCAAAGUGAUAAAAAAUAAUGAAUAUAAUAAAAUAAAUCGCAAUUUGAUAAUAAUUAGUGCAUGGAUGUUGGACACUGUUACCAUUCAAACAGCCGCAUUUUUUCGUGGAUUUCGGAUUAAGCAACGCAACGGAAUCUUUUAUUUUAGGCGCGAAUCAAAAUGUCCGGUAUAGUCUUAAGUGCAGUGGAAUUGAUGAGUUCAACGGUCAGUGAUUUCAGUGACAAAGUUGAUGGAAAUAUAGUGAUAACUGAGACACCCAUUCAAAUCGAUGAUGUAUCUUGCGAGGAUGACGACGACAACCGAAACCACACAACAUCAAUACCAACAAUUUUCGAAAAUCAAAAUAAUCUGGAUUAUUCGACAACGAAUCGACAGAGAUCGCCAACGACCAAUUCGAUUGGCAGCAAUAAUAUAUCGAUCGUAACCCUAGAUGAAAAUGAUAAUGAUUCGAGCGUUGUUGAUUCCGAUUCAGACGUAGAUGAAGUGAUAAAUUGUAAUAAUGACAACGAAUAUAGAAGCCCCAACGGAAUAGUGUUAGUAAAUCAAAAUAUUGACAACCAGUCGAGUAUUUUAUGUACGAACAAUGAUGUAAAGCCGAAUAUUGGCAGUAUAGCCGUACAAAAUUCAUCCGAUAUUACAUUCGGAAAUAAGACGUUCUAUCAAGGCCCAGUAACAAUAAAGCAGUUUGUAUACGAUAAGAAUAAAUGGAAGGAGGCGGAACAAUCCGAAAACGAUAACCUCGGAUACGUAAACAGCAGCACAGACAAUCUAAGCCGAAAAGAAAAAGAUUUUCCAGUUACCAAAGAUCAUCCCGACGAAAUCGAAAAGAAAUGGAAAUGCACUAAUAAACAGGCGUUAGCGAGCGCCAUUGCUGCUGGAGUGUUAGCUUGCUCAUUGUUGUUAGUAAUAAUAUUCGUGAAAUUCAACUCUGGCGACAACAACAAUACGUCAAUUGGGGACGGAGAUGAUUCUCGAUUGAACGAGCCUAUUGAUUCCAAAAUUGGCUCAGACAUAAUCACAGAUACCGCAGGACCAUUGCGGAUCGUGUCGAGAAGUGAUUGGAUUGCCCAACCACCAAGCAAUGAGCUAGUUAAGUUAGAAAUUCCUGCGACUCGGGUCAUCAUAGCACACACAGCCACGGAGAAUUGUACGACUCAGGCAUCAUGCACGUUUCGAGUCAGAUUGAUUCAAACUUUCCACAUAGAGUCGCGUGGAUGGGAUGACAUUGGAUACAAUUUUCUUGUAGGUGGCGAUGGUUCUGUGUAUGUGGGCAGAGGAUGGGACAUUCAAGGUGCACAUACCAAAGGUUACAAUAUACAUAGCAUUUGCAUUGCAUUUAUUGGAACUUUCAAUAAAAUUGCACCGCCAAAACGACAACUAUAUGCCGCACAGAAAUUGAUCGAAGAGGGUGUAAAGCUGAAAAAACUAAUCCCCGACUACAGGCUAUAUGGUCAUCGCCAAUUGAUUCCAUCGGAGAGUCCUGGUCUAGCGUUAUAUGAAAUUAUCAAAACAUGGGAUCAUUUUAGUGAAGAAAUCAACUUAAAUAAAAUCGAUGCUCGUAAGUUGAAACAAUUGCGUGUUCAACGCGAAAGAGAAAUGACUGCACCGCAAAUGAUCAACAGAAAGGCAAGCGAAGAUAGAAUUAUGCUAAAUUCUACAGGCCAGAAUCUCAAUCAACUCCAACCCAAAUGGAUAUGGGCGAUGGUGAUUGUGGCGUCUACCCUUUCGGGUGCAUUGUUUGGCUCGCUCCUAACAUCAGCCAUCUACAUGCGCAGCCAUUGGCAUGCAAACAAUGAUCUCUCUGAUCAUCUUUCAGAAUCAGAUGUCACGUUCGAUACAACGGGACAGUUGAAAUUUGUGUCAAGGAAUGAUUGGGUUGCUCAGCCACCAGAAGAGAAUCCAAUUCUGCUUGAACUUCCAAGUACGCGCGUUAUCAUCGCACACACAGCCACGCAAAAUUGUUCAACACAAGCAAGCUGCAAGUUUAUUGUUCGAAGUAUUCAAGCGUAUCACGUUGAAACACUACGAAUGGACGAUAUUUCGUAUAAUUUCUUGAUCGACGGCAAUGGUAAUGUAUAUAUUGGUCGGGGUUUUAAUAUUCAAGGCAGACACACUAAUGGCUUUAACGAGAAAAGCAUUUGUAUCGCAUUCAUUGGGAAUUUUCUGGAAAACCCACCACCAGACCUCCAAUUGAAAGCCGCACAAAAAUUGAUUGAAGAAGGAGUUUCAUUGAAAAAACUCGAUGAAAAUUACAAUCUUUAUGGUCAUCGACAAUUGAAAGCAACCGAAAGUCCUGGUCAAGCAUUAUACGAAAUAAUGAAAACAUGGAAUCACUGGACCCCAGAUAUUAAGUAAAUUGUGUCACACAUUAAUGGUGCAAUCUAUAAAUACAUUUGCGAUUCAAUUAAAUGAGAAGAACAUUGUACCAUUUUGUGAUGGCUUUAUUAUCAUUUAAUUUUUUUUUAAAUACUCGCUCGAAGGCUGCAUGCUAUAGCUUUCGCAACAUUUAAUAAUUUCGAAUUUAAGUUGUUAAGUUUUGUGUGAGAUUUGUUUUGAUUUUUAUCAAAAUCUUCCAUUAACAUAAACUUUACCAUAAAAUAAAAUGAUUGGCAGUCCUCAAAAUAGAAUGAAUGUUACGCUUAUAGCCGACAUAUAUCACCCCCAUUUACAUUCUCAAUGAAAAUUGAAAUUGUUUAACGCCUCAAUGCCAAGUGAUUGGGAGCAUCAGUUAGGGUUAAUUUCAUUGGUAUAACUCAUGACUUGUAAAACAAUAUUGUGAUUGUUAUUUUAGGUUCUGUGUCUCAACCGCAGGAACAGAUAAAGACAAUAAAAUUUAUGGUUUUAAAUUGUUGAAAGCUAUCAAUGGGAAAUUGAA